UGUAGGUGUACGACGACGCCGACGGACGAAAACCAACGCCAAGCCUAAUGUUUAUUUGACUUUUCAGCCAAAAAUUACUGUCGAAGCCGUUUUAGACGGCCUCUGAAAUGGGCAUUAUUCGAUCACAUUUUCGAUAAAUGAAUAACGUUUUGAGUGGACUUAAAGUACUUUGGCGUAAAAUAUCCUGGAACAGUGUUGAGGAAGACCUUGCAAUUAUGUCACGGACUGUGACGCCUAAACAAAUGCCUAAGAUGGCUGCCUCAAAAGGGAAGCCUGCUACAAAGAAGAACAGUGGGAAAGUGAAAGAAAAAAGUAAAUGCAAGUCUGGUAAUGGGAGUGGUAGCAGUAGUAGUACACUUGGUUCAAGUGGAAUUCCAAGUGUUGGGUCUGGAGACUCUCCCCUCAACCCAGAGCCUCGUGAGGAAGUCGGUCUUGGCUUUCCACUUCCUAAGACUACUGACACAAGCCGAACACUGCCCCGUUAUUAUGCGGUGUUAAAUCGUUCUGAAGAAGAGGGAGUUUUAAUGGAUGAUUUAGACCAGCUUCAGAUGGAUCUGGAAUCUCUGCUCUCUAAAGUUGCAGUCCGACAGCGUCUCCUUCAAAGUGAAAUACUUUCCAUAAACAAUGCUGAUAGCAGUAUAGAUAGAGGGAAAGCUUCAUCUCCUGGGAAAAAGGGUCGAUCUCGUGGGAGCAAACUGGUUGAGAACCUCACAAAGACUCGAGAUGUAGCCCGCUCCUCAAGUUCUAAACAUUCAAAGAAGCUAUAUCGAAUGGCACCUUUGGCUGGAUCAGUGCCUGUGGUUCCCCCAGACAAUGAUCCCAAACCACCAGCUCCCAAAGUACUUCUUAGCAAAAAUAGUGCUCCAAAUCGAUUUUGGAUAUCUGUUGAGCCUUACUGCUCAGAAGUGAAUCAAGAACACAUAAAGGUUUUGGAAGAUCUGAUCCACCACAAUGAGUCCAGUUUGCAAUCAUUACUUGAAACUCCUCCUCUUGGAGAACAUUACAGUGUUAAUUGGGCCCUGCAAGAGUUAGUUGAAGCACAAGAAGCAGCGAGCAUGAACAAACAACGGCGGAAACAUGCUUCAUUACCAAGCUCUCAAGAUGCUGCCAACAUUCUGAAAAGAAGCUCUCGCUUUGGGUUUGAAAAGCAAUCCACCACUCCUGGACCUGGGCCGUUUGCAAACAGACUAUUAGCAGCACUCAUUCAAGAAAAUCCAGUCUCACCAUUGCAUGAAUCCACUGAAUGCAACAAAGUCAAAGUGAAAAUUGAAAAUGAUGAUGAUGAUGCCUCAAGUGCCAAGCGCAUAAAACUUGAGGUUCCUGGUGAGAAGCCUUUAAAAGAUAAAGUACGAGCAACAGGUCCCACCAAAGUUGUAGGUGGUGAAAACAUUGUGCCAUACAAACCCCAUGUUAUUGCUUGUUUUGAAAGAAGCCUGCGUCUUCAACUAGAAGCUCAAGGAUUGUUGGAUACCCCUGAAGUGAAGAAGGAAGAAGAGGAGGAGGACGGAGUCCUCUCUGAACUUCACCGCUGCCAAGAGGAGUUGCAGGUUCUUGCCCAAGAAAAUGAGCGCCAGCUGCACUCUAUGAUCAAACUGUUGCAGGAAGAGAUGGUGCGUCAAGAUCUUCGCAAGAAGUUAAAACAUCAAGAUAGCGAGAUACUGGAAACGUACCGUAAAAUUGUUGCUGCCAAACAAAAGAGAAAACCACUUUCCAAAAGUGAAAGAGAUGCUGCUUGGAAAACUGUCAGAGAUAGAGAAGUUGUGGUUAAAAAUUUAGACGCAUUAGAAAGGAAAUGGUAGACAUAUCUUUAAGCUCCCUAGCUGCAUAUUCAUGUUCUGAAAUUCAGCAUCAUUAUAAUCAUUUAUUUAUAUUAUCUUUUAUGUAUUAUACCAUCAUCAGCACAAGACUGUAUAGCAACAUUAAUUACAAAGCAACUUAACCACAGUAUUUAUUUCUUCAAUUCCUUUCUCAACAGAAGUAUUAGGUCUUGCUCUUUACUUUGUGAGCCAGGGAAUGCAUCUUGGUGAUGCCAGUUCUUACACAUGCAGAUGCGGCAUUGAUAACAGUGCAGGUAAUAUCAAUGCAGGGUGUUAUGAACGAGAACUUAAAUGUGUGGGCUUUUAAAGAUAGGGAACAAAGAAAACAACACCUAAAAAGUCAGAUCUGUUCAAACUGUAAUUGGCUAAUAUGUGACAAAAUAGUACAAGCCAACAAAGAAAAUAAAAAACCUAUUUUAUCACUUA
Messenger RNA from Thrips palmi, 2243 nucleotides. RefSeq names its product transcriptional adapter 3 (gene Ada3). Gene Ontology annotation, cellular component: SAGA complex. The record is from RefSeq and is a predicted model, not a curated record. Gene Ontology annotation, molecular function: transcription coactivator activity. The transcript is spliced from 12 exons. Gene Ontology annotation, biological process: regulation of transcription by RNA polymerase II. Bases 138 to 1799 code for a protein of 553 amino acids. Lineage: Eukaryota; Metazoa; Arthropoda; Insecta; Thysanoptera; Thripidae.